Messenger RNA from Paramacrobiotus metropolitanus, 1170 nucleotides. RefSeq lists its product as uncharacterized. Lineage: Eukaryota; Metazoa; Tardigrada; Eutardigrada; Parachela; Macrobiotidae. The transcript has 2 exons. Gene Ontology annotation, biological process: G protein-coupled receptor signaling pathway. Gene Ontology annotation, cellular component: membrane. The record is from RefSeq and is a predicted model, not a curated record. The coding region runs from base 1 to 864 and encodes 287 amino acids. Gene Ontology annotation, molecular function: G protein-coupled receptor activity.
AUGGUACUCCAUGGAAAAAAGCAGCGCACGCCGUUUGACGUAUACAUUGUGACGCUAUUUGGGAGCAAUAUCCUGUAUACUGCCAUCAAUCAUCCAUUAGAAAUUCUUACUGCCCAGUAUGGUUUCUCGUGGGCCGGAGAAGCGGUCUGCACUUUGAGCCUGUACAACACUUAUGUUAUCAGUGCCGUUACAGUGCACAUGCAUCUGCUCAUCAGCGUCAGCCGGGGAUGGGCGCUCUUCUGGCCAGUCACAUACAAACAACGCCACACCUUCACUGUCGCCACAUUGCUGGGCAGUGGUACGAUAAUUUAUCUUCACACUGUGCUCCUACCCGGCAUUAUUGUCGACGCCGCGCUGUACCGAAUGCCGGUCAAUCACGGAUGCAGGAUUAACAUGGAAGCACAGCAUGGCUGGUACAUGUUCAUCACCGUGGUGUUGUAUUCCGUGCCGAAACUCUUAAUUCCCGCGUGCUAUCCCGUACUGCUGUGGAAGACCAUACGGAGAACAAACAAUCUGACAAGGCGCAUAGGCUGGCGUAGUGCGACUGGAACCAGCGAAAACUCCACGGACAAAGCAUCGGGUUCCAAAGGUCAAUCACGCCCGUUCAUCCUGCUGACACUCAUGACGUUGUGUGUAACGAUUUGCUGGAUCCCCAGUAUGGUCUAUUACAUUAUGAUCGGUUAUAUCUCGCCCAUCAAACUGGACACGUUUCACCGCAUAGCGACGACGCUGUUCGGUCUGCGGGUGCUGCUGGAUCCCGUGUUUUUCUGCCUGAGUUUCCGCAGCUUAAGCGCGCCCUUCGCUGUAUUGUGGAAGAAGCGCGCAGUCCGGCCAAGGAUCAACAUCGAGCAGCCAGUUUAUUGAGUUCAACAUAUCCCGUUACUAAAUUACCAAAUAAUAAAGGAGCUAUCUCAGCUUGUAAAAGGUGUAACUGGCCGCCAGUUACUGGCGGAAGGGUUCUCCCACACCGCCAGUUUAAGCAAGUGUUUACAUAGCGUUUUUAGAAAGCAAUUGGCGUGCCUAUAAGCAGAGUUCAAUGGUUAUUACUGAAUUUUUAAGUACUGUUGCUGUUUUCUGCUCGAUGCGGAAACUGUGUAAAAUCUUUUUAUGUACUUGUUGUACUUCCUUCCUAAUUAUUCCCAGAAAAUCUAUUGAAAAUCUGCCCAACGC